Messenger RNA from Phlebotomus argentipes, 1326 nucleotides. RefSeq names its product odorant receptor 22c (gene Or22c). Gene Ontology annotation, biological process: sensory perception of smell; detection of chemical stimulus involved in sensory perception of smell. The transcript is spliced from 7 exons. Gene Ontology annotation, cellular component: plasma membrane. Gene Ontology annotation, molecular function: odorant binding; olfactory receptor activity. The coding region runs from base 1 to 1326 and encodes 441 amino acids. The record is from RefSeq and is a predicted model, not a curated record. NCBI's taxonomy places the organism in Eukaryota, Metazoa, Arthropoda, Insecta, Diptera, Psychodidae.
AUGAGCGUGAGCGCGGCGCGCUUUUUCCAAGUCGAGGGCGUGGUGCUGCGCUUCAUCGGCAUGUGGCCCAUCAGUGAGCGCCACAUGAACGCACGGGCGAUCACGCACACCGCCAUCAAUCUGAUUAUCCUGGUCGCGGCCACAGUGGCGGAAAUUGCAUUUGGCAUCGUUAAUAUUGAUGACCUGCCGCUGGUGUGCGACAGCUUCUGUCCGUCCAGCACAAAAAUGGUCACAGCCAUGAAAGUUUUACUGCUCACGGCCCGCCGGCGCAGAGUACACAAGGUCCUGCAGACACUUCGACACCUCUAUCUCGCCGAAACCGACGCCGAGAACAUCGCCAUAAACGCAAGACUUUCGCACUUCAGCCGCACCAUAACGCUGAUCCUGGCCACGCUCACCAGCGCCACGUGCUGCUCCUACGUGUUCAUCCCCAUCGGCAAGUAUCUCUGGGCCAAGCACACCGGCGGAGAGACGCUCCGGGAGCUGCCCUUCAAGUCCGUGUUUCCCUAUGACGCCAGCCAGAGUCCUGUGUACGAAAUAACCUACAUAAUACUCUCGUACUCCGGCUACAUCACGGCCGCCGGCAUCAUUGGCAUGGAUGGACUCUUUGUCGGGCUGUGCCUCCACAUUUCGGGGCAGUUUCAGAUCAUCCAGACGAAUAUUAACACUCUCGUUGAUCGUGAGAUUGGUGUGUUAAAUUGCCUCAAUUUCUUGUACUCACCCCCAGCCGCCGGCCAGAUUGGCCAGGCAGAAUUAGGUUGUUCUUGUGCUCGAAUGUAUCGCUUCACUCUCACCCUUGCAUUUGCAGCUCCUCUGCUGACCAAGCGUCCCUCGCAGGACGAUUCUGCGUUCACGGAGGAGCAGAGCCGACACAUCUAUCACCGCCUGAGCGCCUUUGUGCGCCGCCAGGACGACACAAUCAAGCUGUGCGAGGAAAUGGUGAAGAUCUUUCAGCCGAACAUCCUCAUGCACUUCCUCUCCGCCGCCUUCGUCAUCUGCUUCAGCUCUGUCAACUUAAUCCUGUCGUCCGGCUUAGCAAUAUUCCUCUAUGUCAACUACAUCGGAGCGGCCACAACACAGCUCUUUGUGUACUCCAUUGGCGGAAGCUAUAUAUCAACUUCUAGCGGCGAGAUCUGCAACUCAGCAUACUUCUUCGAGUGGUACAAAUCCAAUAAGGACGUCCGUCGUCUGCUGCUAAUGCUAAUGACGAGGGCGCAGCGGGAGAGCGGAGUGUUCGUGCCAUUCUUCCAGGCGAGCCUGGAAACAUUCGCGACGAUCCUACGAACCGCCGGCUCCUACAUCGCCCUCCUCAAGACGUUCCUCUAG